Messenger RNA from Zootoca vivipara (common lizard), 7881 nucleotides. It is a transcript of the gene SDCCAG8, whose product is annotated as SHH signaling and ciliogenesis regulator SDCCAG8. NCBI's taxonomy places the organism in Eukaryota, Metazoa, Chordata, Lepidosauria, Squamata, Lacertidae. Gene Ontology annotation, biological process: neuron migration; establishment of cell polarity; tube formation. Gene Ontology annotation, cellular component: centriole; centrosome. The record is from RefSeq and is a predicted model, not a curated record.
GGGCUUCCCGUCAGCCUCAGGGGGAGAUGUCGUUAUCGCCUGCUUCGUGGCAGGCCUGGCUAGCGCCUCCUCGCCCUCCUGCUCUGUCACCAAACGGGUCCUAGAUAAAGACCGUUUCUUGGUUGUCUAGCAACGAGCUUCCUCGUGAGAGGCGUCGGAAGCGCGCCGCUCCCCAUUCUGGGAGUUGUAGUCCCUCCGCGUUAACCGUUCCCAUACUGUUGAGCGUUAGUAGGAGCCAGGCUGGACUACAGAGACCGAGAACCACCGGGGACAGCCUAGAAAAAGGUUUACCUCACACGCCUCCCAAUGCAGGGCUGCCCUGAGUCUGCCGGGGCCACAGAAAGAGUGGCGGCGUGUAGCCCGAGACCCGCAUGGGGACGCUCGCCGAAUUACUCUCCCUCCAUGAGGGAGGCCGGAGGGGAGUCGGGCUUGGCGGAGUCUCUGGAGCGGUGUCAGGAACGCCUGCACGAUCGCGCUACUAAAAGCCACGCUCAAUUGAAGUAUGCCCUUGGUGAAAAAGAUCUGGCAAUGGGAGAAGGUGCUCAGUUAUUUUCUAAUACAGAUCCUAAUGAGAGUGAGAAUAAAGCUUGGCAGGAGCUACAGCACAACCAUGCAGUUAAUCAACUUAAAGCUUUAUUACGACAACAAGAAGAAAAAGAGACUGAAACAUCCCCAUCGAGGAGGAGGAGAAUGUCACCCACAAGAACAUCUAAUGCUACUGAUCAAACUUUGCCUGCCCUUUGUGAUCUCAUUUCUAUCAUAAAUGACCAGUCACAAUACAUUAACCACUUAGAAGCUGAAGUCAAGUUUUGCAAGGAGGAUUUAUCUGAACUGAAGUCUCAAAUAUGUGCAGUUGUGCUUGAAAAUGAGAAACUCCAUGAUAAACUGGAAGUAACAGGAGAGCACACUUUGAGAGAACAAACUCUUCUGGAUGCCUCAGGAAAUACACAAAAUGCCGGCGGUGGUGAUGAUUCUAAUGUUUGUGAAACUGCCAAAACCUCUCAUAUCAACGAGCAGGCUACAGCAGCUACAUUUCUGAUGGAUAAAUGGCAGCUAGAACUGGAAAAUCUAAAAUGUCUCUAUCAAGAACAGACAGAAGCACUUGAAGCUCAAGUCCUUUCCCUAAGAAAAGAGUUAUCAGAGUCUCAAAAAAAGUGUGAAGAUCUGAGUGGAAGAUUAAACCAUCAGCAUUUGCUCAGUGCAGCAAGUAGUUCCGUCAGAGUUGGUGGCCUUUGCUUACAAUGUGCACAGCACGAAGCUGUUCUUUCCCAGACACAUUCAAAUGUCCACAUGCAAACCAUUGAAAGGCUAACAAAUGAAAGAGAUGAGCUAAUGGCAGCACUUUCUUCAGUCAGAGUAAACCUGAGUGAAAUGCAGCAAAGGGAAUCUAACGCCUAUGAACAAGUGAAGCACGCUGUACACAUGACGGAAGAAGCCAAUUUGGAAAGAACUAAGGCUCUAGUCCAAUGUGAACAACUUAAAAAGGAAAUGGAAAGAAAGAGAGAGCGUAUUGAAAGAGAAUUAGCAAUACAAAUAGAUAAGAGGGCUGAAGAGCGAGAAGCAGUUCGUGAAGAAAUGAAGAAAGAAAAAGAGAACUUGUCAUCGUUGGUUAUGUCUUUAUCUCAGAAUGUGGCUAGCUUGGAGGGUCAAGUUGACAGGAUUACAAGGGAGAAGAUCUCUUUAGCCAAUCAACUAGAAGAAGCUCAGAAACAAAAUGCUUGUCAUGAUAUUGAGAUAAAUAAGGUGUGUGGAGAAGUACGCUAUCAGUUGAAUCAUGCCAAAAUGAAGAAGGAUGAGGCAGAAAAGGAACACAGAGAGUAUAGAAUAAAAACUGUAAGGGAACUUGAAAUUAAAAACCAGGAAAUAGAGAAAUUGCAAGUGGAGCUCAAUGAAUAUAAAUUGCGUUUGGAGCAAGCACUGCAGGAUACAGCAAGAGCUAAGGAAGAAUGUCUGAAACAAACAGAAUUGCUGGGUAAAGCUGAGCACCAACUGCACCUCACCAGGUUAGAAAAAGAGAACAUUCAGCACAGCUUUAGCAGUGAGGCAAAGACCCGAGCCCUUCAGGCCCAGCAGAGAGAGCAGGAGCUGACACAGAAGAUGCAGCAAAUGGAGGCCCAGCAUGAUAAAACUGUUAAUGAACUGGAUUCCUUGCUGAGUUCACAGAAUGCACUCUUAUCAAAAUUAAAAGAAGAGUGUUGCACAUUGGCAAAGAAGCUUGAAGAUAUGACAGAAAAAAACAGGUCUGAAGUCAGCCAGCUUACUCAGGAAAAUGAAUAUGUCCAUGACAGACUUCAGAAAAUGCUGAAAAGGAAUGAUGAAUUGGAGGAGCAGUGUAUCCAACAUGGAAGGAUGCAUGAGAAAAUGAAGCAAAGGUUACAGCAGCUUGACAAGCAUUGCCAGACUACUGCCCAGCAGCUAGUGGAGUUGCUGAACAAGCAGAAUGAGCUAUACAAGGAGAGGCAGAUGCUUACUGAGGAGGUGGAGUUCCUGAGGAUUCAGGUACCACUCAGAACCAGGAAAAAAUGAAUAAAAGCUGGAGAAAAACGUUUGACCAUCAGUGACUAAAACAAAAGAACCGGUCCAAUCCAGUUUCAACAUCUGAAUCCUGUGAAUUCAAAUUCAAAUCCUCACCUUUAUACAGUUGUUGAUCUGGACACUCUAAGCUUCCCUCUACUUCCCCAGUUUUUGCGCUUUCUCCUUCCCUAGAAGAGGAGCUCAUUUGAAGGCUCAGCUGUCAUAAAAAAACACAGCCACAUCUGGACAUUACAUUUCCAGUGAGCAGUGGAAAGAAUGCUGUAGGUGCCAGUUACAAAAAGGCAUUGGGGCAUUUAAGAACACAAAAUGGCCGCCACUGCGAAAAUAGCAGGCACCCCAACUACACCCGCACCCAUGGAGAAAAAAGGCAUGACAUCAGCCACUGUUGCAUUUGUUCAGAGAAGUGCACAAUUUGCACAGAAGGGAGGGGCAGUGGGUGUCCAGUCCUGGUACCCAGUGAAAUUGGGGCAUGUUUUAGGAGGCAUGCUCAGUGCAGGAGGAACAAACUCUCUCAUAUGUUGUGGAUUUUGGAGGGGAUAAUUGCUGACUUUUUUUGCAGCUGCCAUAAGAAGUACUGGUGGGUCCACUGACACUAUAGGUGAACAUGAUACGAUCCAGUUGCAGUGAGUCUUGAGCUUGUUUGAGGAGUUCAGAAGCUGUCACAUGUGCUUUGAUCAUCUGAACCAAGAAACUAUGGGUUGUUUAAAAUUAUUGUGUAUGAUUAACAAAGUGUGCUUUCCUUACGUGGGGCAGAUACCAGAAACCUUGUGCUAUGUAUUCCAAAGUCUGACUAGAUAUGGAGUAUAAGCAACCUUCUUUUUAUAAAAGAGCUGCUUCCUAUAAAAAUUACUACCCGAGUUGGUAAAACGUAAGGUGCUGGCACACACAUGACUUGAUAAAUGGUAAAAUGUCUCUCCCACCCUCCCCUCUUCCAGCAACCCUAUCUCCCUUCUCUACUGAAUUCGAGAUGAGUUUUUAAGUAUAUACAUUAUUCAUAUAUUUCAAAUAAAAAAUAUUUAAGGUCCAUCUUUUGAAACUGCACACUUAUAUUAAAAUCACUGUUAACAAUAUGGUCAGUUGUCAUGAACAAAGUCAACAGAACUACUGCAUGGUGUGUCCUUCUUACUAAACAACAAGGGAGUAGGUGGCGCUUUGGUCUAAACCACAGAGCCUCUUGGACUUUCUGACCAGGUUCCAGUUCUGCCAUCAUUCACCACCAGAGGUCACUAUUAGAGGAUCAAUUAUGACUGCGUUUUUCUCUGUGAGAUACAGAAAUUCCAAAAUAGAACUGGGAAGAUGUUACCAGCUUGAGGGUCACAUGCCUGGAAAGGUUACCCAUGUGAGGAAGUCAGUGGUGGGUCAGCCAAAACCCCAUAUAAACCCCAUAUGAACAUCAUCAUCCCCCUCCUUCAUGCACAAUAAAUGACAAUGUAUGAAUGGUAGGGGAAUUAGGGAUGUGUGUGGAUCCCUGUGGAUUCCCUUUUUUGUGUGAAAGGGGCCUUUUCUUAGCAUAAAGCCAGCUUCCUCUUGAUACAGUGGCCCAUCCGUUGUAAUCUGAUAAAAUUCACAGUAAACUGUAUUUUCGCACAAACCUGUCAUCUCUAUUUAAGAAAAUAAGAGGCAGGGAACCAAAUGUGCCUUAAAAGCAAGGGCUCUGUUAUUUUCUGCUAAACACGAACCGUGUUUAGAACUCAUUAAAACCUUGAUUUUCCAGAAUGAAGUAUUGCCAUGGCGUGUUUUUUGCCUCUCAAAGUAAAUGGUCAGCUUAUGCAAGUUACACGCCUUUGAAACCAUGUUUUGUUACAGAACAGUGCAAUGUUCUCCACAAUUGACAAACCUUUCUUUUGAGACCUUAACCACAGGAAGAAAGCAAUAUAAAUAAACACUUGCUGCUCUUACAAGUGACAGAAGUCAAUCUUUGGUUUUUCUCUUUUAGUUACCCAGUGAGCUACAGCUGCGAUACUGAGCGGCUGAAGCUAACUUGGAAAACAGCCUUCGUUAGAUGAGAAUUCUGUAUCCAGUUUCAGCUUGUUGACCUGAAGCUCUUAAAUAAUUAAAUCUUUGCAAAUUUAUCUUCUUGCUCUGGAAAUAAGUCGUCCCUGUCUGCAGAUUUUGUGAAUUGGUUCGGUCUUUUUGAGCAUUCAAGGCUGCUUGUUCUUCCUCACCCAAGAAAAUACGUCUGGAUCUAUUUCUGGGAAGUUGCCCAUAAAUUCCAUUGGGCGGGAGGACACCAUCACCUUCCCCUGCUUUGGGUGAGAGCUUGGAAUCAUACAGAGGAGAAGCACAAGUCACUUUCUCUUGCACUUCCUUUGAAUGCUUAACUCUACCCUAAUUUAAAAUAGUUUGCACCCCCACUUAUUAUUGCCCCCACUCACCUUAUGUUAUUUUUUUAACUUCCAACAUUUAUUGCUUGCCCUUUAUCAAAUUCUAGAUAAGGAGCAGGGCUACAAUUGCUCCAGGGUUGCAGAACAACUUCCUUAGCAAGGUUAGAAACUGGUCUGGUUUUGCGGCUUUUGAGAGAAGGUGCAAAGCAUCCGUCUUUUGAGAAGUGGAUGGCAAGGAGGGGAAAGAGCAUUGUUGGCUCAUUUCUGUAGUAUAGAUUAUUGUUUUUAUUGCUACUUCUGGGUUUUUUGCUGGAAGUUGCCUCAUGGCUUGGAGAGGUGAUAUUUAAUUGUUUUAAAUAGAUAUGUCAUAAAAUACAUGUCUUUGUUAACCUUUAAGCAAGGCACACAAGUGUAUCUUCCACAGAUAACAUUUUAUUUAUUUAGAACAUGGGUAGGCAAACUAAGGCCUGGGGGCCGGAUCCGGCCCAAACGCCUUCUAAAUCCAGCAUGCGGACAGUCCUUUUAUUUAAAAUGCAUCUCUGGGUUAUUUAUGGGGCCUGCCUGGUGUUUUUACAUGAGUAGAAUGUGUGCUUUUAUUUAAAAUCUCUGGGUUAUUUGUGGGGCAUAGGAAUUUGUUCAUUCUCCCCCCCAAAAAAAUAGCCCACCCCCCAAGGUCUGAGGGACAGUGGACCGGCCCCCUGCUGAAAAAGCUUGCUGACCCCUGAUGAACAUAAGAUGUUUUUCAAAAUCAAUUUUAUUAUGGUUCAGAGACAGGAAACUUUUAAAGGUGUAUAUAUUGAUCCCAUGACCUCAGCUGCAGGAUUUUGCUACAGCAAGACAACAAUGUUGCAAAGUUGUUGAGGACUUCAGUAAGCACCCGAGAUGGAUAGGUAUCAUUUAAACAAUACUACUGGGCAAAUGAAAUACUGGUAGUGAUCUUUCUCAUGGAUUUAUAAAUGGUCCCACUGCAGUUAAUUUUCCUUUCCCACAAAUAACAUCAAUUAUCCUGGACUGAAUUAUUUUUCCUGCUAAAUAUUACUUACAUGGAAAUGUUCUUCACUUUUAUACCCCGGGACUCUUUGGUUUAAGACUGUUAUCUCCUUAGUGCUGGUUCAUAGAGUUUUGGGGCCAAAAAGCACAAUGGUCACAAUCCUUGUUGCUGCCAUGCGCCUCCAAAGCAGGAGAGUAGGGGUUCAAUUUAAAGAACAAAAAGGGCAUGCAGUGCCAAGGUGUUAAACCUUCACUUCCCGGCCUAUGGCUUACCUCUCUGUGCAGUCCAACCAGGGCUGGUUUUGAUGCUGAAGCUUCUAAAUACCUGUCUCGGAAGGUGAGCUUGCCCCGUUUGUAAUUCUCUUGUUGCACCACAAAGACAUUCUGUAAAAACUGUUAGUUGUCUGGGAGAGUGUUGCCGAGUAGAAAGCGACUCCCUUUUGCUCUUUAAAUUAGAUCUCUACCUUUGUACGUGGUCAGUACAGAACCGCAUUUAAAGAAAUGGGUCUGUUGCAGUGCAUCUAAGUUUGGUCCUUAGAAGGGACCUUGGAAACUUCUGUGCCCCUGUGGCAUCCAUCAACCACAGCAAGCCCAUGCUGGUGUCCCUCCAUCCACCUCUUCCUUAUCUGAUGAAUUAAUAAGAGAGAAUUCCUUAAGAAGGAACCACUAUUGGCCAUGGCUGCUGAAUAUGGCUGCUGAAUAUGGCUACGGCCUUGUCUUUUCUUGCCAGAUUUGAGCUGCGCUAGGGAGGUAAAGAAGAAGCUGCAAGACUACUUUCAUAGUUUCUCUGGUGUUUGCUGUUCUUCUGUUCUUCCCCUUCACAACGUCAGGCAAAAACAGCAGUUCCUCCUGUCUACUGGAAAAUCAAAGGUGCUGCAACGGUGAUUCUUGGGCAACCUAAGUAGAGCAGGUUUCUCCUUGCAAGAAGCAUGACUAGAAGAAGGCUUCUGCCAUAGAUGCCUGUAGUAGCUGUCUGAGCCAUCAGCAUGUUUGUGCACCAAAACUUCUUUCUAUAUACAUGGUGUUGCAUAAACACUUGGCGCAAACACUUGUCUUGGUUAAGAUAUUAGAAGAGCUCUUCAAGAUCACAUACUCCUUUGGCUUCUGGCUUAUGUGCUCCUACUUCUCUUCCCUCUGUCCGCACUUGAUUAAGUCUGCACUGAUUUCAUCACUAAUCAUAGUUAAAUCAGAAUUUGAAAUCAGCUUCCAAACUUAACAUCAAAAUCUGGUUUAAGGCUAGCAAUAAGUUAAUUGUUAGCUUAGUGCAGACAUGAUGCUAAGCAGUCAGCACUGAACAAGGACAGGGGGAGUCAAAGGGAGAUGAGGAACAGUAUGUGAGCUCAUGGAAGAAGGAGAGUAGACAGUCCCAAUCUCUUAAAUAUAUUCAAUCUGUACCAAACCGAAGAGGCUGACAUAGGAACAUUUAUCCAGUGGCAAAGCAGCAAGUUCUGGGUUGCAUGUCAUUUUUAAUAAGCUAAUUUUACCCCUAAUAAAUAUUAAAAUGAAAGUUAUUAAUUUCUCCAAGUAAUAUUUUUAUCUCCGAUAACUAAUUGUAAGAAUCCUGCAAAGAAUUUAUCAGUAGGUGAUAUUGAUGGACACUAAACCGUGUUCAGAAUCAAAGUCUUUGAUCCCCUAUGUCUUAAAAGAUAUUUUGGUAACAAACCUAAAGACUUACAACAAGUUUGCUUUGAAUAUUGAUUACCAAGGCAAUAAUUUCAUUUCAACCUUAUAAAUACAUAAUAAAUAUUUAUUAAAUACAUGUUUUGAAAUGUUUCUUAAUGUUAUCCACCCUGAGCUUUCAGCAAGCAACAGGGUGGGUUUAAGAAAAACAAGCCAAAUAAAUAAAGGUGUACAUGCUUGACAGAAGUAAACAGAAGACGUGUAAGCUAUGUCAUUUUACAAAAAUAAAAAUGAAAAAUGGCUAAAGCAAACAGCUAUGCAAUUAUUAGAAUUCUCUCGAGUAUUAACUCAAAUUCUAGAGCUCAAUUUCAAUCUACAUGUUUAAGAGGACGAGUUCCACACUAUUUCUGCC